This is a messenger RNA of Drosophila novamexicana, 1352 nucleotides long. RefSeq names its product 26S proteasome non-ATPase regulatory subunit 6 (gene Rpn7). NCBI's taxonomy places the organism in Eukaryota, Metazoa, Arthropoda, Insecta, Diptera, Drosophilidae. Gene Ontology annotation, biological process: proteasome-mediated ubiquitin-dependent protein catabolic process. The record is from RefSeq and is a predicted model, not a curated record. The coding region runs from base 100 to 1269 and encodes 389 amino acids. Gene Ontology annotation, cellular component: proteasome regulatory particle. The transcript has a single exon.
UGUACAUGACUCUGCGGCUUUGACGAAAACAAAUUUCAUCUUCACUCGGAAAUAAUUUCCCUGUUUGAUUUAAUCGAGACGUAAAGUUAAAACAAAAACAUGCCUGCCGAAAACCUCGAGGAACAGGGUCUGGAGAAGAACCCCAACCUGGAGCUGGCUCAGACAAAGUUCCUUCUGACGCUUGCGGAGCACAAACAAGAUGCAGCACUAAAGACCAAGCUGCUGGAUGCAAUACGCGCAGAUAAUAUGGCUCCAUGGUACGAGCACAUCUGCACUGAGCUAAACUGGAAUGUGGACAAGGAUUUGCUGGCACGUAUGCGCGAACAGAAUCGCAUUGCAAUUGAACAGUUGGACGCUGCCAUUGAGGAUGCCGAUAAAAAUCUCGGCGAGAUGGAGGUGCGCGAGGCAAACCUUAAGAAAUCGGAGUACUUGUGCCGUAUUGGCGACAAGGCAGCUGCCGAGACGGCCUUUCGCAAGACGUAUGAAAAGACCGUGUCGUUAGGCCACCGCCUGGACAUUGUCUUCCAUUUAAUUCGUCUGGGCCUGUUCUAUUUGGAUCAUGAUUUGAUUACACGCAACAUCGACAAGGCCAAGUAUCUGAUCGAGGAGGGCGGCGACUGGGAUCGUCGCAACCGUCUCAAGGUAUACCAAGGCAUCUAUUCGGUUGCCAUUCGCGACUUCAAGGCGGCAGCCACCUUCUUCCUGGACACCGUCAGUACCUUUACAUCCUACGAGCUCAUGGACUAUCCAACCUUCGUCCGCUACACCGUGUACGUGGCCAUGAUUGCCCUGCCCCGCAAUGAGCUCCGCGAAAAAGUGGUCAAGGGGUCCGAGAUUCAAGAAGUGCUGCAUGGCCUGCCCGAUGUCAAGCAGUUCCUGUUCUCGCUCUUCAACUGUCAGUACGAGCAGUUCUACGUGUAUCUGGCGCAAGUGGAGAAGCAGCUGCGUGCAGAUUAUCUGGUGCAUCCGCAUUAUCGCUAUUAUGUGCGCGAGAUGCGCAUUCUGGGCUAUACGCAACUGCUGGAGUCGUAUCGCUCGCUCACGCUCCAGUAUAUGGCCGACUCGUUUGGCGUUACCGUUGACUACAUCGAUCAGGAGUUGGCACGUUUUAUUGCCGCUGGACGCUUGCAUGCCAAGGUGGAUCGCGUGGGCGGGAUUGUGGAGACGAAUCGGCCGGACAACAAGAACUGGCAGUAUCAGGCGACCAUUAAGCAGGGCGAUCUGCUGCUCAAUCGCAUACAGAAGCUCAGCCGUGUUAUAAAUAUUUAAGUUCUUCAUUCUGCUGUAGCAUAGAUAUACUCAUACACACCCAAGAACAUAUAAAUUUUAUUAAAAAAUUCAAGUUAUAACAA